AGUUUAUAAGAACCAGGCAGCAGCACUAUUUUAUGAAGUUUGACUUCAUAGAGCAUCUCUCGUUGUCGACAUUUCACCUGCUACACUGGUAUAUCAUUAUGUUGCUUCAGGAAAUAUAUUCAAGAAGGUGACAUCAAUGAGCAUCCCCAAGAUUAAACCAUCCAUGUUAUUUGACUAUUGAUCCAUGUCAUUGGAAACCUCAUUGUGUAUUUAUCAGGUCUAUCGACUCCUCUUUUUUUUUUUUUUCUUUUUUUGUUCUAAAUGCACUAGGAACAUCUAGACAGAUUGAAACGCCAUACCCAUUUCCUACUCUAAACCUCACCAAGUCACUGCUAUUAGCUUCAACACAAAGUGAUUGGUUAGGAAGAUCAAAAGUAAACCAAAACCCCCAAAAUGGAUUCUCCUAACCAACCCAAGUCUCUCUCCACCAAUCUCUUCUACCUCUUCCUUCUCUUGUCAACAAAUCUCCUCACUCUAUUCAUCUCCUCUACCUUCUACUCUUCCUCUUCCUGCUCUCUCAACCCCAUCUCAAGUACCACCACAUUCACUAAAAGAAGUAGUCGCAGCACUACUGACUCAGAUGGCACAGGAGAUCCUGAUACCCCACAAGCAACAAUAGACCUCCCAUCAGAAUUUCUUGCCUUCUCUUCAGGCCAAGUUCUCCCACUUGGUUUCAACACAAAGUUUGAUUCUGAUACCUUCUAUCCUCCUGUAGGCCAAGCCUGCACUCGGUUUCCUGAUGAACUUAGUCGUUUUAUGUCCUACAAAGUUAAUGGAUCCUGUCCUGAUGAUGAACUAUUUGCACAAAAACUCCUCCUCAAAGGCUGUGAACCUCUCCCUCGCCGCCGUUGCCGCCCUGCUGCUCAGCCUGACUAUGUUGAGCCCUACCCGCUUCCAACUAGUCUUUGGACUACCCCACCCAAUUCUUCAGUUGUGUGGACAGCUUAUACUUGCAAGGACUACACUUGUCUAAUCAACAGAGUGAAAACUCAAAAGGGUUUUGAUGAUUGUAAAGACUGCUUUGAUUUACACGGUAGAGAAAAGAACAGGUGGGCUUCAAGACAAAGCAUUGAAGGGUCACUUGAUUUCACAAUCGAUGAAGUUCUUGCAACAAAGAAACCUGGAACAAUCCGAAUUGGGCUUGACAUUGGUGGUGGUGUGGCUACAUUUGCUGUAAGGAUGAUGGAAAGGAACAUCACAAUUAUAACAACUUCAAUGAACUUGAAUGGUCCCUUCAACAACUUCAUUGCUUCAAGAGGUGUUAUGCCUUUGUACAUUAGCAUAUCACAAAGGCUACCAUUCUUUGACAACACUUUGGACAUUGUUCACUCUAUGCAUGUUUUGAGUAACUGGAUUCCUUCAACUUUGCUUCAUUUCUUGAUGUUUGAUAUCUAUAGAGUGCUUAGGCCUGGCGGGCUGUUUUGGCUUGAUCAUUUCUUCUGCGUGGAAGAUCAAUUUUUGGAUGUUUACAAGCCACUCAUUGAGAGCAUUGGAUUCAUCAAGUUGAAAUGGGUAGUGGGCAAAAAGCUUGAUCGUGGAGCAGAGCUUAGAGAAAUGUACCUCUCAGCUUUGCUAGAGAAGCCAUUGAAGAAUUCUUGGUGAUUUAAAUUUGCUAGUAAUUUAAUUUCUUUAUUAGUCUGUGUUAUUUAAACCUUUUUUUUGUUUAUUUUAUUUUGGAAAAAUUUAAUGAGUGAUCUUACCAGAGCAUGAAUAAUGUGAAUGAUAGAUUUUCUUUUCUUUUUUUGCUUUUAAUUUUAGGAAAUAUAUACUGUAGUUCCGUUUCUUUUUGUCACAAUAGCUAUAUGUUUGGUUAUGCUAACA
Messenger RNA from Populus euphratica (Euphrates poplar), 1821 nucleotides. RefSeq lists its product as uncharacterized. The transcript has a single exon. The record is from RefSeq and is a predicted model, not a curated record. Gene Ontology annotation, molecular function: methyltransferase activity. The coding region runs from base 394 to 1602 and encodes 402 amino acids. Lineage: Eukaryota; Viridiplantae; Streptophyta; Magnoliopsida; Malpighiales; Salicaceae.